Papaver somniferum (opium poppy) is the source of this 1182-nucleotide messenger RNA. Its product is annotated as UDP-glycosyltransferase 79B30-like. Gene Ontology annotation, molecular function: UDP-glycosyltransferase activity. The transcript is spliced from 2 exons. The record is from RefSeq and is a predicted model, not a curated record. The coding region runs from base 1 to 1182 and encodes 393 amino acids. NCBI's taxonomy places the organism in Eukaryota, Viridiplantae, Streptophyta, Magnoliopsida, Ranunculales, Papaveraceae.
AUGAGUACCAGCACCGGAAAACCAACAUUUCAUGCCGCCAUGUUUCCGUUUCUUGCCAUGGGUCACUUAACUCCAUUUCUUCAUCUCUCAAACAAAUUAGCAGAAAAAGGUAACAAGAUCUCCUAUAUUUGUCCCCCCAAAACAAUCUCCAAAUUAGAAUCCAUGAAUUUAUAUCCAAAUCUCAUUACCUUUGUGCCACUCGGCUUACCGCACAUUGAUGGUCUUCCCCAUGGUGCCGAAACCUUCUCAGAUGUUUCACCUUCACUUGCUCACCUCCUUAUGUUAGCCUUCUUUGACUCGCGAAAGCAUGUUGAAUCUAUUCUUAUUGAUCUUCGGCCGGAUUUCGUUUUCUUCGACCACGCGCACUGGGUUCCAUCUUUUGCACGUCAAGUUGGCAUCAAAUCUGUUGCUUUCAUUACAAGCGGCGCUGCAUCUACUGCAUACAUUAUAGUACCUUCACGUAAUAUACAAAAUGAUGACGAUAAAACUAGGCUGAGUUUAAUGGAACCUCCGCCUGAUUUUCCACCUGAUUCUUCGUUAAAGCUUCACGCCCAUGAAGUUGAAGAUGCAAUACCAUUUUGGGCUGACAAGAACGAAGACAGCGGAGGUUUGACGACUCAUCAACUUGUGAUUAUUUUGAGCAAGGACCAAUUCCAAGAACUGAUUCUUGGCAUUGAGCGAACGGGGCUGCCAUUUCUCGCAGCGUUGAAACCACCUGCAGGUUUUGAGACUGUAGAUGAAGCAUUGCCAGACGGGUUCAAGGAGAGAGUUGGAGGGAGAGGAUUGGUUCAUGGUGGUUGGGUUCAACAGCCAAAGAUAUUGGCUCACAGGUCAGUUAGAUGUUUUGUGAGCCAUUGCGGGUUUGGAUCAUUGUCAGAAUCAUUGCUGAAUGAUGUUCAGUUAGUUUUGAUGCCGCAAUUGGAUGAUCAGUAUUUGACGUCGAGGCUAUUGAGUGGUGAACUGAAAGUGGCUGUUGAAGUCGAGAGGAAGAGAAAUGAAAGUUGGUUUAGUAAAGAAAGUAUUUGUAGUGCAAUUAAGAUGGUGAUGGAUGAAGAUAGUAAAGCUGGAUUUGAGAUAAAGGCUAAUCACUUAAGUUUAAAAGGUUUAUUGUCUAAACAAGGAGUCGAGUCGUCGUAUAUCGAUAAUUUCAUCAGUAAGUUACAGGAAGAGAUUAACAAGUGA